Molecule: messenger RNA, 2385 nt
Organism: Pipistrellus nathusii (Nathusius's pipistrelle)
Lineage: Eukaryota; Metazoa; Chordata; Mammalia; Chiroptera; Vespertilionidae
Source: the annotation of a GenBank genome assembly
AUGUCCAGUGUACAAUCAGAAAUUCCUACACUUGCAAAGAAACUAGAAAGCAGCUUACACAUGGAAAUGAUUCAGUUGAUAGAAACAGAGAUGGUUCAAUUAUUGGAUUUAAAAUACAAAGACCUGUCAGCAGUUAUUAUGAAUAAGUUUAAAGUCUUGAUGGAAAACAUGGACUUAAUGGUUGAAGAGGUAAGGGAAUCUCUUAAAAAUGACCUAAAGAAACUUUUAGGAGUAAAAAGUACAAUGCUUGAAAUGGAAAAUCCAGAGAACCCCAAUAACAGAAAAGAGUUGCAACAAAUAAAGGAUACCACAUCUAUAAAAAGAGGAUUGGUAGAGAAAAUAGAAGGAGAAAACUAUAUUGAGGAUAUUGAAAAUUUGACUUUUAAAAGAAGUGAAAUAAUUAAACUCAGUAGCAAAUUAGACCAAAGUAAAGAUUACACUACUAACCAAGGUAAAAAGUUGUCCCUGGAUGAUUCACAAAAUCAUAAAGUUCUAGAAAAUAUGGAAGAAGACAUAGGUAAUACAGAUGACACAGGUAGAAACUGCAACAUUGAUAUAGAAGUUACAGGAGAGAAUGAGGAGGAAGAGCAGGGCGAGGAUGAAUUAGUCAAAAAUAAAGAGAAGGUUCUAAAAGACUCCAAAGAAGAUGGAGCAAUACUAACAUUGGCAGCAGACUUUUCAUCGGCAACACUGGACAUGAGUAAGCAAUGGAGUAAUGUCUUCAACAUUUUGAGGGAAAAUUAUUUUGAACCAAAAAUUUUAUGCCAAGUUAAGCUAGCAUUUAAAUGUGAUGGUGAAAUCAGGACUUUUUCAGACAUGCAAAGCCUCAGGAAAUUUAUUAGUCAAAAAUCUUGUAUGAAAGAAUUACUUAAAGGGGCAUUCCCAGAAAAUGAAAACACGAAGAAAGGAGGAAAAAGAUACGGCAUUCAAGAAAAAAUGAACAAAACUCACAUAGCCUCUAACUAUGGAUCUGUGGCAGCAACCAGUGAUGGCUUGAGCUUUCUAUUUACUAAAGAGGUAAAGGUUGCUGAGCCAGAGGAGGUAAAAAGCUUAGAGACUCGCGAGGAAGAGGCUUCCAACUCUAAGGAAAAAGAAGCCCUGGAGGAGGAAGAGGCCUCAGAGCUAGAAGAGGGAGAAGAGGCUUUAGAUUUGGAGGAGGGAGAAGAGGCUUCAGGGCUGGAACAAGAGGCUUCUGAGUUGGAGGAGGAAGGAGAGGUCUCAGAGCUAGGGGAGGAGGAAGAGGUUUCAGAAUUGGAUCAAGAGGAUGAGUCUUUAGGACCAGAGGAAGAAAAUGCCUCAGUAUUAUGUGACAAACAGAACUCAAACUUGCAGUAUUAUACGAUGGCACAUGGAGUUGAAAAAAACAGUGAGGAAUUGGAUAAUAGUUUUACUGAAGAGGAUGACUAUGAGCUUUAUGAGCUACAGGAGGGAGAAAGCUCAGAGUGGGAAAGGGAACUGUACUUACCAUGGCCAGAAGAAGAGGAGUCUGAAGGAGAAGAGACUACCUCCCAGACUGAGGAAAAAGAGGCCUCACAUUUACUUAAAGAACUUCCCUGCUCUUACGUGGCUUCAGAUUCUGAGGAGGAAAAAUUGGUGAAACAUAAACUAACAUCUAAGGAAACAGACUUAUUACAAGAAACAGAAGAGAACUUUAGGAGAAGUGUAAUUAAUUCAUUCAGAGAGAUAAAAGAGGAGAUUAGAGAUAUUAAAAAUUACCAUCCUGGAAAUAAAAAACUAUCUACACUGAGUGUUAGAAUAGACAUACUUAAAGAGAAAAUAAAUAAUCUAGAGGAUCGAAUUGAAGACUUCUCUAAGGAUACAAGGCAAAUGGCCCAACAGAUUAUAAUUAAAGAACAAAUAAGAGAUGUAGAGGAUAGAUCCAGAAGCUCAAACAUCCGUUUGAUAGGAAUUCCAGAAAAAGAUAAUAAAGGGAAUGGAGCAGAAGACAUAAUUAAGGAAAUAAUUGAAGAAAACUUUGCGGAGCUAAAUAAAAGGUCAUGUCUGGACAUUGUCAGUGCCUUUCGAGUACCUAGUAAAAUAGAUGAAAAGAGACCCACUCCUAGACACAUCUUGGUGAAAUUUGGCAGUUCCGGUGAUAGAGAAAAAAUCAUAACUGCUUCCAGAAAGAAAAAAGAGGUAACCUACAGAGGAAGAAGAAUUCGAAUGACAGCAGACUUAUCAUUGGAUACUCUGGAUGCUAGAAGUCAAUGGGGCAGUAUCAUAAGAGGUCUGAAGGAAAAAGGCUUUAACCCUAGAAUCUUAUAUCCAGCCAAAUUGGCAUUUGAUUUUGAGGGUCAAACAAAGGUAUUUUUUUGUAUUGAAGAAUUCAGAAAGUUUAUUUCUUGCAUACCCUCUUUGAAAGAAUCACUGGAGGAUAUAUUUUAA